Messenger RNA from Adineta ricciae, 423 nucleotides. Lineage: Eukaryota; Metazoa; Rotifera; Eurotatoria; Adinetida; Adinetidae. The record is from the annotation of a GenBank genome assembly.
AUGUCUUCGACUCUUCAAGAUAGUUCCCAUGAAUCAGAUAAUGGUGUGGUGGUAAAGGAUUCAGGCGAUGACUCUGAUACAAGUACUGAUGAAACUGGGAGUGAUAGUGAUGAUGAGCCACCUGGACGUCGAGCAAAACGUCAACCGCAAGUUGAACAAUCACCAGUUCAAAUAUUUACAGCACAAUCUAAACAUCAAUGGGCGACCUAUCUUUCGUGCAAAUAUGAGGAAGAAUUGUUUCAAAAUACAGCACAUCCUUUGAAUGAUAACUAUUUUACCAGUGCAGAGUUGGCAGAGAAUCUUCUAGGUGUUCAAACAACUCUUGUAGGAACUAUUCGACAAAAUAAAAAGGAAAUUCCACGAGAGCUGCAACCGAAUGCUCAACGUCCUGAACAAUCAUCGAUAUUUUGUUUUGAUCGAUAG